AUGUGGAAGGAGUUUGUGUCUGAGCUGAGGGUUGUUCUGAUGGGGAACAGCUGGUCUGAUAGGAGCGUCAUUGGAAAUUUCAUGCUGGGACAACCUGGGUUCAACACCGAGGAGGAACCAGAGACCUGUGUGAGCUUCAGAGGACAGAUGAUGGAGAAAGAAGUUCUCCUCAUAAACACCCCAGAUCUGCUGGUUCCCAAUAUCUCCCAGUUCAAACUCACACAGCACAUCAAGAACUGUGUGAGGCUUUCUGCUCCUGGACCUGACGUGUUCCUGCUGGUCCUGCAGCCCAAAACCUUCACUGCGGCACAUAAAGUCCAGCUCUGCAGGAUCCUUGAAUAUUUCAACGAGCGGUCCUUUGACCAUUCAGUGGUUCUGUUCCGACCCCACACAGAGGACGCUGCAUGCGUCCAGGUGAACCUGACAGCCUCAGACAUGGUGAAGAAGUGCAGGGGUCAGUUUGUUUUUAAGAAGACCACCAAAUGUUCUGAGCUGCUGGAACAUCUGGAGGAAAUUGUUCAAGACAACAAUGGACAACAUGUGAGCUGUGACAUGUUUGUGGACCCAAUGCCUGAUGUCCAAGUUACUGAACUCAGGAUUGUGCUGUUGGGGAGAAGUGAGGAAGAAAAGAUGAAACUCACUCAGCUCAUCAUCGGGUCCCAGAAUGUUUCUCACUGGACUUCUUCUUCAGACUGUGUGGCCUUCAGUGGAGAAUGGAGAGGUAAACCAGUAACGGUGGUGAAAACUCCAGAUAUGUUCAAUCUGCCAAGGGAGAAGAUGAGAAGUGAAGUGAAGAGCUGUGUGGGUCUCUGUCCUCCUGGACCAAACGUUCUGCUGCUGGUAGUGAGACCUUCACAAUUCACUGAAAAUAAAAAAAAUAUAAAGUUCGUCCUUAGUUUGUUUGGUCAAGAUACCUUCAAACAAUCAAUGGUCAUCAUCACACACAAGGAGAAGAUCUCUGACUCUGUCUGUGAACUUCUCAAAGACUGUGAAGGAAGACAUCACAACAUGGUUGAAGAAGGACCAACUAUUCAAACACAUAGUGCAUCUCUUGUAAAGAAGCUUAUUCCUUUUCAGGGUAAAGAUGGGGCUCAAUCCCAUUCUCACUUGAUGGGAGGUGGGCUGUCUGAGCAGAACAUCAGUUCAUCACAAGAAGAUUUGAUUAGGACUCAAUUGAUGGAGAAGAUUGAAGAUAUUGUGCAGAAAAACCAAGAAACCUCCAUUUUAUUUGAAGAAACCAGAAGAUCAGAACAAAUUGUUGAACAAACAUUAAAUAAAAACCCUGAACUCUCAGUUCCUGUGAAAGAACUAAAACCUUUAAACCUGGUUCUGUUUGGGAGCCGAGGAGAAGAGAAGACUUCAGCAGCUGAAGCCAUUUUAGGUCAGACAGAUCUUCAUCCAGCCUCCAGACCUUCAGAGUGUGUUCAUCAUCAGGGGGAGGUGUGUGGACGUUGGGUUUCUGUGCUGGAGCUGCCUCCUCUGUACGAGAAACCACACGAGGAAGUGAUGGAGGAAUCACUCAGGUGCAUCUCCCUCUGUGAUCCUGAGGGGGUCCAUGCCUUCAUCCUGGUCCUACCUGUGGGUCCCCUCACUGAUGAAGACAAGGGAGAGUUACAGAUCAUCCAGGACACGUUCAGCUCUCAAGUCAAAGACUUCACCGUGAUUCUGUUCACUGUGGACUCCGACCCUGCAGCUCCAGCUGAUGUUACCUUCAUACAGAAGAACAAGGACAUCCAGGAGCUCUGUCAGAGCUGUGGAGGAAGAUCUGUUGUUCUCAACAUCAAAGACAACAAACAGAUCCCAGAACUGUUGGAGACUGUGGACAAAAAUGUUUUUGAUGGAGAUAAUCCACGCAGUUAUACAACUAAAACCUUUGCAUUGGGCCAGAUGGAGAAGAUUUUUCAGCUGCAGACUGAACUGAGGGAAAUUAAAUCAAACAUCAUGGAACAAGAUGGUGAACAGAUCCAGGGUCCAGACAGCCUCAGGAUUGUUCUGAUCGGGAAGACUGGCAGUGGAAAGAGUUCAUCAGGAAACACCAUUCUGGGAAGAAACGAGUUUCAAGCUGAAUUCUCCCAACAGUCAGUAACUAGGAGCUGCCAGAAAGCCCAGACUGAGGUUGACGGUCGCUCAGUUUUUGUUGUUGACACUCCUGGUCUGUUUGACAACAGUUUGUCCAAUGAGGAGAUUAAUGAGGAGCUGGUGAAAUGUAUCAGCCUUCUGGCUCCAGGUCCACAUGUCUUCCUGUUGGUGUAUCAGUUUGGUAGAUUCACAAGAGAGGAGAAGGAGACACUUGAACUCAUCAAGAAAGUUUUUGGUAAAAAUUCUCAGUUAUACACCAUUAUUCUUUUCACAAGAGGAGAUGAUCUAGAACGUGUGGGUAAAACUAUUGAACAGUACGUGGAAACAUGUGAUGAUUCCUUUAAGAAGCUGAUCUCUGACUGUGGAAGAAGAUACCACGUGUUCAAUAACUGUUCUGAAAAUAAUCAGACACAAGUCAGUGAGUUGAUAAAGAAGAUCGACUCCAUGGUCAAGGAGAACGGAGGCAGCUGCUUCACUAAUGAGAUGCUGCAGGAAGCUGAAGCUGCGAUACAGAAAGAGAUGCAGAGAAUCCUGAAGGAAAAGGAAGAGAUGAUAAAACAGAAGGAGGAGCUUGAAAGAAAACAUGAGGAAGAAAAAGAAAAACUGAGAAAAAGAAUGGAGGAACAGAGAGCAGAAAUGGAAAAGGAGAAAAACCUGAAAGCAAAGCAACUUAAAGAAAUGGAAGAAAACAUCCAGAAGGAGCGAGAGCAGAGAGAGAGAGAACAGAAAAGACGAGAAGAAGAAGAGAAGAAAAGAAAAGAGGAAGAAGAACGACAACAGAAAGAGUGGGAGCGAACACGAGAAGCUUUGGAGAAAACAAUCAAAUCAGAAUCAGAAGAAAAGGAGGUCGUCGACAGAAAACUGAAGAAGAUGAGGAAAGAGAUGGAAGAAAAACGAGAAGAAAGAGAAAAGGAAAGAAAAGAGUGGUGGGAAAAACGACAGGGUGAGGAUGAAAAGAGACAAAAAGAGGAGCAAAUAAAACUGAAAAAGCUUCAAGAAGAUUUUGAGAAAGAAAGAAAAGAAUAUGAAAAGAAAAGAAGAGAAGAAGAGAAGAAAAGAAGAGAAGAAGAGGAGAAGGAGAGAAAGGAGAUAGAGGAAAACUAUCAGCGAAAAAUGGAGGACAUGAAGAAGAAACAUGAAGAGGAGGCCAGAAAACAAGCUGAAGAGUUUAAUGAGUUCAAGAAGAAACACAAGGAAGAACUUGAUCUAAAGCAGCAGAGAGAACAGGAGCUGGAAGCUGAUGUAGCAGAUAAAAAACAAAAACUACAACAUGAAAUUCAAGCCAAAAACAAAAUAAAGAAAUCAAUUAAAGAAAAAGAAGAAGAAAUAAAAAACUUGGGCAAAUUAAAGAGAGAAAAAGAUAAAGAGUUUAAUGAGUUCAAGAAGAAACACAAGAAAGAACUUGAUCUAAAGCAGCAGAGAGAACAGGAGCUGGAAGCUGAUGUAGCAGAUAAAAAACAAAAACUACAACAUGAAACUGAAGCCAAAAACAAAAUGAGGAAAACAAUUGAAGAAAAAGAAGAAGAAAUGAAAAACUUGGACAAGUCAAAGAGAGAAAAAGAGGAAGAAUUGAAAUCAAUAAAACAAAAAUAUGUUGUACGAUACUGUACCACCUCCUAA
Messenger RNA from Nematolebias whitei (Rio pearlfish), 3699 nucleotides. RefSeq lists its product as uncharacterized. Bases 1 to 3699 code for a protein of 1232 amino acids. Gene Ontology annotation, molecular function: GTP binding. Lineage: Eukaryota; Metazoa; Chordata; Actinopteri; Cyprinodontiformes; Rivulidae. The record is from RefSeq and is a predicted model, not a curated record. The transcript is spliced from 4 exons.